This is a messenger RNA of Blumeria graminis f. sp. triticale, 2772 nucleotides long. The record is from the annotation of a GenBank genome assembly. Lineage: Eukaryota; Fungi; Ascomycota; Leotiomycetes; Helotiales; Erysiphaceae.
AUGGAGCGACCCUCUGGUGCCGCAGGGCUCGCAACUCUAUCUACAGGAAGGCCAAAGCUUGAUAAUUCUUACCCUCGAACCACGCCUCAAGCUACUAGUCGAAGAAAUCCAACAAAUAUACGACCAAUGACGUCUAACUCCUCUCUUUCAAUGACACCCAUAUCUGCAAAUCAGUUUAUAGCUCUUGCUCGAGAGGCUAUGAGAAAUGCCCUUGAAGAGAAUCAGACCAAAGCAGCCGAAGCUAGGGGUGUCAGUAAUGAGCUAAAGCCAGGUGUUACCAUUGACCUUAGCCAUAAACAAAUUCAACGAUUCCCCGAGGAGGUCGUAGAUAUAAUCAAAAAUGAACUCGAAAGGCUUGCCUUAUCUCACAACAUGAUAUCUGCCUUCCCUUCCAGAUUUUCAGAGUGCAAAUCGCUCAGAUAUCUCAAUGUUCGGAAUAAUAAUCUCCGCGAGUUCCCACAAUCUAUAUGCGACUUAGCGUCACUUGAAAUCUUAGACUUUAGCAGGAACAAGUUAAAAAUUCUUCCUCUCGAAAUUGUAAAGCUCACGUCCCUCAAAGUGUUCUCUGUGCAAAAAAAUCGAGUUGAAACUCUGCCACUCUGUAUUGCAGACAUGUCAUCGCUGCAAGUCCUCAAGCUUGAUGGAAAUCCCAUUCAAUUUCCACCAAAGGAGGUAUUACAACCUCAAAUCAUAAGUCCCACGAAUGGGUAUUCUCAGGAAAACGAGCCUGACGAACCAAUGAUCACUCUCCAUAUUAAACGAUUCUUAAAACAGAAACAAAUUGCGGAUCGUUCGGAAAUGGAAUUCGGUACGGAAGAUUUCAGCGAGGGCAUUGAGAUUCAACGACCAAUCAAGCGAGCUGUAAGCGGAAGAUUUCCUAUCAAAGUGAAUGGCACAGAUGUACCCGAUGUACGCUCGCCAGCCCUAACACGGCCUCCUCCCAUACCUUCCAGAUCCCAUUACAGAGGACUUUCCCAGCAAAAUGCAUCACAGAGACGGCCAGGCGUUAUGCCCUUAACAAUUGGGAGUACUAAUGAAAGAUUUAGACGAAUGGGCAUGGGGUUUGUAUCACGCAAGAGUUCUGGCUUAGAUACCGUCGAUGAGGCAAAACCAAAUCGCUAUAGUCACUAUAGAGGCCUGAGUCAUGGAUCUGCAAUUAUAGGUAAUCUCUCGAGUGGACUCUCAACAUUCAAAAGUCCAGCUAGCCCAGCUGAAUUAUAUAUACAAAGAGGGACAGUUGUACGGCGAUUGACUAGUCUACCGGAGUGCAAACGGAAGUCAAUCUCGCCUGACCCUAAUGUUGAAGCUGCGAAGAGCAUCUUAUAUGCCCUUUUCCAGGUUCACCCGCUGAUACAGAGUUUACUUGGAGUCUCCCGAGAUACAAACAGCAAGCGUUCAAGCCUUGAGAGGGUACUCUAUAACGCCACAACUCAUGUAGAAGAACUUGAUAAGACUAUCCAGGAUUUUACGACGCCAAUUGAAGGGGAGGAAGAGACAUGCACUCGCUCCAGUGAAAAUGUCCGACAUGCAUGUGUCACAUGUGUAAAUGCUUAUAUACAUGUUCUUAAUCUACUUCAGAGAAAUCUAGAUACAUUAGUUGAGCAUGGUGAUCCUCGCUAUGUUCGAACACUCCUCCUUCUUUUAUUCGGGAGUACAUGUGAAAUAAAUGCUGCUCACAAGAGCUUUCUUCAAGUAAGACAAACCAGCCAAAAUACUGGGUCUAUAGCUGUCAGUAAACAAGAAAAAGAUAGUGUCAGAAUUCACUCAAGAGAUGGAUCUAUAGUUCCAACCCGACGUGGACAAGUAGCAGGGUCACGAGCGAGAAGUGCUACAAUGAUCCAGAAUUCAAGCAAUCUUCAGGCUACACCUGCUCAACUUCCGCCUUUUUUGAAUGGCGGUGGAAGAUCUGCAACCUUUUCCAGCUCUACCCCAUGUUCCGUAGAUUCAUUUGGGUCAAAUAGUAAUGUAUCGACCUUAACUCGUAGUGGAGGGUUCACAGAAGACGACAGAGUUUUUGAGAAAAUAUUUUUAAGACUACAGCAAUCUUCAGAGAUGACGAUAAGAGCAAUACCAUCUGUACACAAUCAUUUUUUUGCUGCGAUGAAAACUAGUUGUCAGCAGUCGAAUCCAGAGCAACCGAAACAAUUUUGGCAAAUACUCAUUCAGAAAUGCUUGAUAGUCGCACAAGCCGCAGAGAUGCUCAAAUCUCGAUUGUCUCUAAUCAAGCUUAAAGAGCCUGGAAUACGUACCCAGGGAGCCUUCUGGGAAUUAUGCUAUUCUUUUAUUCAAGCACAGGCAAAGAGUAUGACCACUCUUCUUAACAAUGAUGUUAUAGCAUUACUUCGGCCAUUACAGAAGGCCAUCAAGGACACUAGCCAGCUUAUUCAAUCUUCCCCCUGGUCAUUUAUGGCUUCUCCAGCAGCUGGCGGCACCAAUGGACUGCACUCUGGCCUGAUUCAGCCUAUCUCUCAAACUCCACUCCCCAUGACCCCUCAAUCAGGCAUUAUAAUGGGUUCAUCAUCUCAAGGUACCUCUGUAUCAACGCUUCAGGGCUUACCUAACAACAGUUUUUAUAAUAAUUACACUAAAGAGCGAGUAAGUUCCCAAUCGGCAGCUCAUAGCGCGGGUCCGACAUUGAGGUCGGCAACAUUCACAUCUCCCGUUAUACCAUUAGGGCACGGUGAAAGCACGCCGAUGUCUGCUUCUGUAUCAAGUCCACUAAGAUCAUUCCCUACAAAAAACUAUGGGCUCAACAAAAUGACGUUUUCAUGA